Molecule: messenger RNA, 4012 nt
Organism: Acipenser ruthenus (sterlet)
Lineage: Eukaryota; Metazoa; Chordata; Actinopteri; Acipenseriformes; Acipenseridae
Product: serine/threonine-protein phosphatase with EF-hands 2-like
Exons: 17
Coding region: 504-2717 (737 amino acids)
Biological process (GO): detection of stimulus involved in sensory perception; negative regulation of MAPK cascade
Cellular component (GO): cytosol; nucleus
Molecular function (GO): calcium ion binding; Hsp90 protein binding; protein serine/threonine phosphatase activity
Source: RefSeq, a predicted model, not a curated record
AGAAUAAUCCUAAUCCACUUGAGCCUUGUUGUCUUGAUUAAAAGAGCAUGUGGGCUGGAGAGAGCACUUAAAGCCGCUCACAAUACGUGUAAAUUGGAGAGCUGCAAAGUCUGGUAACGAGCAGUGUGGCUGAAGCGCAGCUGGCAAGAGCAAGUUGAGUGCUGUCAGGCUACUGGAGUACAACAAGGGAACAUUUGCUCAGUCCUUCCAUUCAUCUCAUAUUAGUGUUUGUCUCUUUAUACCGCUGUGUCUGACAUAAUGAGCCAUGAUUACAGAUUCACCCAGUUUGGCGAGUCUCAGAAAAGAUGUCUCAAAAAGAUGUAAAUGAAAGACGUGGAUACAGACAUAUAACAAGUUAACGACCAAGAAACAGAUACAGAAAGCACACACCUUCAGUAUCCCUCCUAGUGGAAACAGCAACAGCAAUUGAGUUGUUUACACGGCUAUCGCAAGGUAAAGUGGAAAGUGACAUCACACACAGACAGCCGGAAGAACGGAAGGCCAUGGGAUGUGGUAUCUCGUUAAACAACGAUUACUCUUUAAUAAAGAAGACAGAGAGAGCAAUGAAAGCGGCUGUCCUCAUCCAAAGGUGGUAUCGUCAAUAUGUGGCUCGCAUGGAGGUUCGACGGAGAUGCACCUGGACCAUCUUCCAGUCCAUCGAGUAUGCAGGCGAGCAGGACCAGAUCAAGUUGCAAAACUUUUUCACUUACCUUAUGGAUCACUUCACACCAACUAACAGUAACCAAAGGGACCUGAUCGCUCACAUCUUCACUGAGGAUGAGAUCUACAAGGAGACUGAACUGGAGAAAUACUUUGACCAUGAAAGCAUCGAGCUGCCAGAAUCGUACACAGGACCUCACAUUGAUUUCCCUCUCACUGCUGCCCAUGCAGCUUCCUUAGUGGAAGCCUUCAGACACAAGCAACAGCUCCAUGCUAGAUACGUCCUGCAGCUUUUACACGAAACCUUGAAACACCUCAAACUGCUGCCAAAUAUCAACCGGGUCUGUACCUGCUUCUGCGAGGAGAUUACUAUCUGUGGUGACUUGCAUGGGCAGCUGGAUGACUUGCUGUUAAUAUUUUAUAAGAAUGGCCUACCAUCUGUUGAAAAGCCCUAUAUCUUCAAUGGAGACUAUGUGGACAGAGGCAAGAACUCAAUUGAGAUCCUGUUGAUUCUGUUUGCAUUCUUACUGGUUUAUCCCAAUGAAGUCCACAUGAACAGAGGAAACCAUGAAGAUUACAUUGUAAACCUGAGAUACGGCUUUACCAAGGAAGUGAUGCAGAAAUACAAGAUGCAUGGCAGGAAGAUUCACAAGCUGCUCCAGAUCGUGUUCAGCUGGAUGCCUCUGGCCACGGUGAUCGAUCAGAAGGUCUUAAUAACUCAUGGAGGGAUCUCCGACACCACCGACCUGGACAUCAUUGCCAAAGUCGACAGACACAAAUAUGUUUCUGUCUUGAGACCCCCAAAGAAGAAAAAGAGGCACAAUAUGGCAGAAGCACUUUCUAUAAGAGGGGGUCGAACGAGUGAAGGAGACAUUCAAACCACAAACAUGGACUCUCGUCCGUCCUUGAGGAGGCUCUCCCUGACCUCAACCCUCUGCUACAGCCCUGGCACCAGGAAGAGAAGUCCGCAUGACAUCUCAAGAAAGGUGCGUCGCUCCGUGGAAGAGGAGCUGGAGAAGUGUCGUCGGCAGGUAGGCUUCUCCGAACCUUACGAAGAUGGCAAGUUCUCCCUAUCCUUUUCCGAAUCGGAUUCGGAAUCCUUCGAGGUCUGUGAAUCGGAUAACGCUGAAUGGAAGCAGAUUGUGGAUAUUCUGUGGAGUGACCCCAUGCAUCAGGAGGGUUGUGUUCCGAACGCAGUGAGAGGCGGAGGGUGUUACUACGGGCCAGACGUGACUGAGAAAGUCCUGAGCAGACACAACAUCCAGCUUCUCAUCCGAUCCCAUGAGUGCAAGCAAGAUGGCUACGAGUUCUGCCAUAACAGAAAGGUCUUGACCAUUUUUUCUGCAUCUAAUUACUAUGAACUUGGCAGUAACAGAGGAGCCUAUGUCAAGUUGGGCCCAGAUCUGAUUCCUCAUCUUGUACAGUACCAAGUCAGCAGAACCACACGCAAGUUAACUAUGAAGCAAAGGGUUAGCAGAGUCGAGCGGUCAGCACUCAGAGCUCUGAGAGAACAGUUAUUUUCACACAAAUCCGAUCUCAUCAGUGCCUUCGAAAAAUAUGACAAGAAUAAGACAGGCAGGAUAUCCCUGAAUGACUGGGCGACUGUGGUUGAAUCAGUGCUGCAUCUGGGCCUGCCCUGGAGGGUGCUGCGCUCCCAGUUAGUGCAGAGUGCUCCUGAAGGCCUCCUCGAGUACCAUGCCUGGUUUGAUGACCUUGCAAUAGAACAACCAACUACAGAGCAUGUACACCAAAGCCUGCUGGAAACACUUUACAGGAACAGGUCCAACCUGGAGACCAUCUUCAGAAUUAUUGAUAGCGACAACUCAGGUCUGGUUUCAUUUGAAGAGUUUUGUCAAACAUGGAAGCUGCUCAGUUCUCAUCUAAACAUGGAGAUCAGCAAUGAAGCCAUUUCAGACCUAGCUCGCAGCAUCGACUUCAACAAAGAUGGAAGCAUAGACAUCAAUGAGUUCCUGGAGGCGUUCCGCCUUGUAGAUAAAAUCCACUAUACAGAGAGAGAGGGAAGCCUGCUGUUAACAACUCCCGGAGAUCUACUGUAAAUGGACCAAUUAUUCAGAGCUCUGCUGGAAAUGGACCGAGUAUUCAGAGAUCUACUGUAAAAGGACUGAUUAUUCAGAGCUCUACUGGAAAUGGACCGAUUAUUCAGAGCUCUACUGUAAAUGGACCGAUUAUUCAGAGCUCUGCAGGAAAUGGACAGAUUAUUCAGAGCUCUGCAGGAAAUGGACAGAUUAUUCAGAGCUCUGCUGUAAAUGAACCGAUUAUUCAGAGCUCUACUGUAAAUGGACCGAUUAUUCAGAGCUCUACUGUAAAUGGACCGAUUAUUCAGAGCUCUACUGGAAAUGGACCGAUUAUUCAGGAACUUGGUUUCAUGACAGCUAUUUAUCCACUUGCUCCAAAGAUGAUUGUGGCACUUUAAAAUAUAGGGUUAAUGAACAAAAGGAAAACCAAAAUAUGGGCAGCCUGAUUAUUGACAAGAUAUAAAAGCACCUGGCUAGAAAGCUACGCAGUCAGUUUUUUGGACUCAAGACAGGAGAGGGAGUGCCUGCAAGGAGCCGUUACAAAGCUCCUGUUAUUUUGCCUGCUUCAACUGCUAGUUGUUUUUUGUUAGCACUCCAGUAAGAGCAAGGCUUUUGUUUUCUCUUUUACAUUUGUUAAGUAUUUUGUUUUACUCUUUACCUAAGUGCUCACCAUAUAGUUGUUUACUACAUAUAGCUGAGGAGUGCUUCCUGACACAAGGCCUGACCCCUUUCACACUGCUCAUGUGUAUUGUAUCAAUGACUUUUAUUAUUGGCUAGUUUCACAGAUCCCAAUUAGAAAUAAUCUUGGAUCUUGUAGUAUGUAAGGUAUUCCUAGUCAAUGAUCUAAAUUGUAUUAUUUUGAAAUAAAUAAAAGGGUAAGACAUAUAUGCAAUAACAUUUUCUAAAAAAAUGAAUGUGGUGAGGGGAAAACUGAUUGGGCCGUCCAAAUUUGGACAUAAUUGGACACACUAAAUAAAAUAAAAAAGAUAAUUCUUGCAGUAGUCCUUGUGUGCCUCAAAUGUUCUUCAGUUAGCAUAGGUAGUUAGACAGCCUUGAUUACAAACAACAGUAUUGUCUGGCAUAUGAACAUGAAUAUAAAGCAACAUGAUGGGACUACUGGGGCAAGUCAGGACACAGGUUGAUGGCUGGCAGAUCAUCUGUUUUGUUUUGUUCCUAGAAGCAUAUGCAGCACAAAUAUAAAAACACACUGAGUCCCAACCAAAGCAGACCAAGUGAGAAGUCUACUGACCCCUGUGGAAACAAAGACACACAGAAAGCCAUCACUUUCAAACCUUCAAAAAGCCAUCACUUUCAAA